Molecule: messenger RNA, 1197 nt
Organism: Glarea lozoyensis ATCC 20868
Lineage: Eukaryota; Fungi; Ascomycota; Leotiomycetes; Helotiales; Helotiaceae
Product: NAD(P)-binding Rossmann-fold containing protein
Exons: 2
Coding region: 1-1197 (398 amino acids)
Source: RefSeq, a predicted model, not a curated record
AUGGGCAGUCAUAAUACAGAAUCUGAGAAGAGCGCACUCAUCUUUGGGGCAUCAGGUGUAACUGGAUGGGCCGUUGUCAAUGAGAUAUUGCAUGACUACCCCAAGAAGGGUACUUGGAGCAAAGUGCAUGCUCUGACGAACCGACCACUGAAGCAAAGCGACUCGCUCUGGCCAGAAGAUGAGAGAUUGAACAUCGUGAGCGGGAUUGACCUUUUAAAAGGUACCCAGGAAGAUUUGCAGGAUGCUUUGAAAAGGAUCGAAGGCAUCGAAAAGGUGACACAUGUGUACUAUUUAGCAUACAAAGCUUCCUCCGACUUCGCCCAGGAGUACAAAGAUGCAGAAGCGAUGUUCCGCCGCUCGACCAUAGCAAUAGAUCAUCUGAGCCCAGCAUUGGAGUUCGUCUGCCACCAAACAGGAGCGAAAAUGUAUGGCUGUCAUCUCCUUGAGAAUCAUCCAACAGAUUACAUUUCCGUCCCUCUGAAGGAGUCACAUCCACGACUUCGGUCACCAUAUGGCGAUGGUCUGUUCUACCACCCACAGCUAGACUUCAUUGCAGACUUUGCUAAAGACAAGUCUUGGAAUUGGUGUGAUACACGACCAGACAUCAUCAUCGGAUUUGUUCCAAACCAAAACUUUUACUCCUUAGCAACAUCGAUAGGAGUCUUCCUCACAUUAUACGCUGAGGUGGAAGGAAAAGGUGCCACAUGUCCGUAUCCUGGAUCGAAAAAGGCAUGGGUAGCGAAGUCUCAUGACAGCUCCAGUGACAUGAUUGCUCGUCAGUCCUUGCAUUUGUCCCUGACGCUGCCCAAAUCUCAGAAAGGAGAAGGGUUCAAUGUUGCAGACGCCAAGGCACCCUCAACUUGGGAGCACAAGUGGCCAGACCUAUGUUCGUAUUUCGGACUGAAAGGGACGGCGCCGCCAGAUGAGGGGGAGCCAAACGAAGUUAGGACCUAUAUCAAAAAGCACAUCGACACGUGGAACAAGCUUGAGAAGAAACAUGGAUUGAAGACAGGUAUCGCCGAUUCGGAGAUGACUUUCAAAGGCUUCGAGUAUUUCCUUCUUACCCAGUUCGAUUUUGAUAGGCAGUAUGAUAUGACGAAGAUGUAUGGAACUGGAUUCAAGGAGGAGCGAAGCACGUUGGAAGCCUGGGGUGGAGUGUUCGAUCGGAUGAAGAAGGCGAACAUUCUGCCUUCGUAG